Caenorhabditis remanei is the source of this 2748-nucleotide messenger RNA. RefSeq lists its product as uncharacterized. The record is from RefSeq and is a predicted model, not a curated record. NCBI's taxonomy places the organism in Eukaryota, Metazoa, Nematoda, Chromadorea, Rhabditida, Rhabditidae. Gene Ontology annotation, molecular function: protein binding. The transcript has 13 exons. Bases 1 to 2748 code for a protein of 915 amino acids.
AUGAUUGAAUCUACAACUUCGCAUCAAGAUUUUCAACAAAGAUCCAUGACAGGGUACGCCCUGGAACACCCAUCCUAUCGGGUCAGAGGCGCCCUAUUCAGGCAUCAAGAUGAUGGACGUCUCCUUUCAGGUUGUGGUGGUGACAUAGAAGUGAUCCAUGCACUUGAAAUGGAAAGAUCUCAACAUACAGGUCUUCCAGUUCGAGUGACAAAUGUCGUUGUAUUCGGAUCUAAUGACGUCGUUCGUCUAAUUCAACCAAUUGAAGGAACCGAAGACGUUAUUGUCAAUGGAGAUUAUCAUGUUUCCAUCGUUCAAUCUGUCGAAUUAUUCGAAAGUUCAACUGUUUCGAAGAGUCGAAUUUUGAAACUUCCCGGAAAAAUUGUAGCUGCAAAUGCGGAAAAGCAUUCGAAUACAGAACUUCUAUUGGUUUUUCUUCUGGAAACAGGUCUAUACCAUUACUCGUUUUGUGCUCAAACAUCCGAACACUUCCAAUGUAUUCAAGCUUUUCGGUGCAACCGCCCAAUUACUAGUGGACUUCUCUGGAGAGAUUCAGGUCUUCUCCACGUGGCAUAUUAUGAUGGAUUCGUUCGGGUUGGAGUAGUUCAUGAGCAAUACGAUGAUAUGCUUUUAGUGAAAAGAGUAGCUGUAAAUAGAAACAAUUUGGCUGUUCUUCUGGAUGUUGUCUUUGAAGAAAUUGGAAGAAUUCAGAAGUUUGAGGAUACGGAGAAACAAAGAAGAGAUGAUAUGUUGACUACUUCAAAGAGUUUGUCAGAGAAGCUAGUCACAGAAGAAGAAGUUGUUGAGGGAGACACGACGAAUGACGAUUUCGCUAAAUUGAAAUUUGAAUUCAAGAAUCAGUCGAUCCGGUGCGAACGAGUCUCCACACGACUGACUUCACUUCGCAAAUUGAUUUCAAUAAUAAAAUCAGCAUUGGAUAUAAAUGAUCAAAUCGAACAAAUGAUUGCACUUCUAGUAGAUCAAUUAGGAGAAUUAGAGAAACUCGAGCAGUUAUGUGAAGAAGUUCAGAAGACUGGAAAUCAGAAUUUAAUUGGAAAGAGUUGGAUAGCAGUAGAGGAGAAACGGAUGGUAGUGGAUGAACUGAUAGCAAAAGUGAACAGUGAUCAAAUCAAGAAACAUUCGGAUGAAUGGGAUCAGAAGAUUGAUCAGAUUAUCGAUCAAUUGAAUGGAUGUUCUGAAGUUGCAAAGGAUAUGAGAAUGAUUUUAAGUCAGAAUAUAUUUGAACACCGAGGAGAUAAAAAAGAUGUUUUCACUCAUUUCAUUUUGGAUUCACAGAGUAGAGAUAUCACUUUGUAUUGUCUUUCUGGACUGACUACGUUGGCGAUUUAUCCGAGGAAAGGAAAGAGAGUUGCCUCAAUCUCUCUGGACGCCUCAUUUGCCACGUGUCUCACUUCUGCAUGUGCAAUGAAAUCCGUCGAAGGUGUCUAUGUAGCUGAUCAGAAUGCAGUUUUCCCAAUCUAUUUCUACAGGGAAAAACGCUACUUGGAUGCUGGAAAUCAAUUGCAAAUUCCAGCUUUCGAUAGCAUUUCCUCGAUUCUCAUCGAACCACAUCAGAUGAUUCUUGGAAGUGUAACCGGCGGUCUUCUCCAUCUGUCAUUCGAUUUUGCUUCCAAUUUCGAGCAUUUCAUAAUCGCAAGCAGCAUGCUGGCUCAUCCGAUUUCAUCUGGAGCUGUCAAUUGCAUCAAACUUCUUGCGACUGGAGAAUCCCUUCUUGCUCUUCAUUGCACUGAUGCUGAAGUCGUCGUUUCGGAAAAAGAUCAAGAUAGAUGGCAUCGAGUGACACAUCACACUGGAGGAGCACAUUCGAUUGCAGUCACUCCAUUUUCAGUUGAUGAGAGAGGAGCAUUUGCGGUUGUUGCAAGUGAUACAUUCGUUCGAUUGAAAGCUUUGCAAUAUGCGGAAGAAAGUUUGAUCGGUCUCCACGAUCUCGGUGAAUCCCGCGCAGAAGAUGAAAAUGGACAUCCGAUUGAAGUACUGAAUGUCAGUCUGGAUCCAAGUAUGCAGUAUCGUCAACUUCCAUGUAAACUCCGUUAUGCUGUCGGCUUCUCGGAUAAAGCAAUACGAACAUACGUGGCUUUACUCACUGGACAACACGAUUUCACUGUCACUGAGAAGUUUAUUGCUCAGAUUGAACCAUUGUUUAAUGUGCAGAAUAUGAUUUGUUUCCAUGGUCGUCCAAUGGGUUGCUAUGUCAGUUGUGCUAAAACUCUUCAAAUCUGGAAUGAUCUGGAUCGUCAUCAACAGAAAAAGCUGAAAAGUGAACGAAUGCAACUUGUGAAACUCUCGUCAUCAGUAACAUCAAUGGAAAGAACAGAUGGAUUUCUUCUUGUCGGAUUCGCAGAUGAUCGGCUUUCAAUUUAUGAAGAGAAAGGAAAUGGGAGUGUUGAGUUGGUUGGAACUGUUGAGGAAUGGCACAAAGGACUCACUGAUCGAAAUGUUUUAGGACUUCGAACGAGAGCAUCGAAGACAUCAUGUGGUACUCGAUUAUUCAUUCACUCAUUGACGGGACAUCAUAUUGUCAUUCAUACUGUACUUGUUCAAGCUUCAAAAAUUGAACAGCACGAUUUCAUAGUGGCUCAUGAACAUUCAAUGAGUCAACCGAUUGGAUUCGAAUUUGUUUCAUAUAAAUAUUUCGAGUUCUUGGUCUACGGAAGAGGAAUUUCCAACGAGAAGCUAUCAGUCGAAGAUCGAAAACGAAUGGAUUGUUUCCGGGAUUUCGAAUUCAACUAA